Messenger RNA from Oncorhynchus kisutch (coho salmon), 2200 nucleotides. RefSeq names its product MUS81 structure-specific endonuclease subunit (gene mus81). Bases 259 to 2088 code for a protein of 609 amino acids. The record is from RefSeq and is a predicted model, not a curated record. Gene Ontology annotation, molecular function: crossover junction DNA endonuclease activity; DNA binding; 3'-flap endonuclease activity. NCBI's taxonomy places the organism in Eukaryota, Metazoa, Chordata, Actinopteri, Salmoniformes, Salmonidae. The transcript has 16 exons. Gene Ontology annotation, cellular component: nucleus; Holliday junction resolvase complex. Gene Ontology annotation, biological process: resolution of meiotic recombination intermediates; double-strand break repair via break-induced replication; mitotic intra-S DNA damage checkpoint signaling.
GCCGACGGACGGCGCUGAAACGCGUCAGACGUUUUGUUCCUGUCACGUGACCCUUUGACCAGGAAGGCGGCAGGUUGCGUGGUGGAAACACAACCUAACAAUCUAAAGGGUUUUGUAUAACGUUAGCACAUGCGCAAAACGUUUAGAAAACGGGAAAAGGUUUGCUGGCCGCGGAGCAAAUCAACAACACUCCGCAUGUCUUUAUUUCUCUCUCUCUCCCAGUACCAUUAGCCAUGUGGCUGGACUAGAGGCUCAGUGAUGCCAGCUGCAGAGCAUGUCCGUCUGGGUAGGAAGCGCACCCUGCCCCCGUGCCCCAACCCCCUCUUCCUCCAGUGGCUGUCAGAGCUCCGGGACCAGGCGGCAGAGAAGGGACAGAAGACCCAGUACGUUUAUCAGAAGGCUAUCAGUUCGUUGAAGAAGUACCCCCUCCCCCUCCAGAACGCUCGAGAGGCUAAGAUUCUACAGAACUUUGGAGACGGAAUCUGCAAGAUACUGGAUGAGAAGUUACAGAGGCAUUACAGAGAGAACGGUCCGGACGCUCCCAUCCACUCCCUUCCCAGCGGUGUGACAGUGGCCCCUAGUCGCCGUAGCAACAACAACCUGGCUCAGCCCACCAAACAGCCCUCUAGGAAAGAGAGGGAAGGAGGGAGGAGGAAGAGGGAAUAUGUGCCCCAGAAGAGGUCUGGUGGAUAUGCUGUUCUGCUAACACUCUACAGAGAGUCUCAGGUUCCUGGGGGUAAGGGAUUUAUGUUUAAACUGGAGCUGCAGGCAGAGGCCCAGCAUCUGUCUGACAAGUCCUUCUCUGUGCCUGAUCUAGGUAGUAAAUACACAGCCUGGUCCUCAGUGAGCACACUGAUACAGAAAGACUUGGUCCUGAAGACACACAACCCCGCCAGGUAUUCUCUGACUGAGCUGGGUUUGGCCCUGGCAGAGAGACUAGAAGACGGAGAGAGAGAACAAGAAGAGGACAGGAGGAGGGAUGUGAGGGAAGAAGAGGAGGGAAGUUGGCCUGGCGUUGACCUUACUGCCGAGGAAGAUGAGAGAAAGAAGAGAACAGAGCCCAUAGCGGGGCCUGACCCGGCAGCCUAUGUUGCCCAGAGAGGGAGUGAGGUGCCUGGGGUACACUCUUCAGAAAAGCCCCAGGCUGCAGAGACAAAGACCAGGCCGGCUGGAGGCUGUCUGUACCCAGGCAGUUAUGACAUUGUGCUAUGUGUGGACUUCAUUGAGACUACUGGGGGCAGCACGGCCUGUAAGCAGGAGCUGGUGAAGGAGCUGCAGAGGAACGGCGUAACCUUUGACGUCAGGAAGUUAAACGUAGGUGACUUCCUGUGGGUGGCCAAGGAGAGGGUCGCUCCCGUGUCAGGUCAGUUGCGUGCCCCUCCAAGUAGGGAGCUGGUCCUUGAUUACAUCAUCGAGAGGAAGAGGAUGGACGACUUGUGUGGUAGCAUCAUCGACGGACGAUUCAGGGAACAGAAGUUCCGUCUGAAGAGGUGUGGUCUACAGAAGCCCAUCUACCUGGUGGAGGAGUGUGGUUCUGCUGCUGCUCACCUGAGUUUACCUGAGACCACGCUACAGCAGGCUAUAGUUAAUACACAGGUGGUAGAUGGCUUCUUUGUGAAGAGAGUCCAGGACGUGAAGGAGUCUGUCGCCUACCUCACUGUCAUGACCCGGUACCUCUCCAAGCUAUACCAGAACCGUACGUUGGUCUGUCGCUCCAGGGAGCUAGAGGGGGAUGGACAGAACGAGGAAGAGUGUGGAGGGAGGGAGAGAGAGGACCCCUCCUGUUCUCUCAUCUCCUUCGCAGAGUUCAACCAAGGAGCUGUCAAGAACAAGUGUCAGACAGUGAGAGAGGUGUUUGCCAGACAGCUGAUGCAGAUCUCUGGACUCUCUGGUGAUAAGGCUGUUGCUAUACUAGAGCACUACAGUACUCUACACAGUCUGUUGAAAGCGUAUGAGCAGUGCCCCAGCGACACAGAAAGAGAGAAACUACUCUCCUCCAUCCGAUAUGGAAAACUGAAAAGGAACUUGGGGCCAGCUUUGAGUCGCACAGUUUACCAGCUCUACUGUACGAAAGGAGCACUGUCAUAGACACACACACUCUCGCUCACACUCACACACCACAACACACACACCACAACACACCUCUACAAUGUAGUGUUUAAGUCAUUCCAUGCCAAUGUAAACCUAUAUGUAAAUGCUG